Heteronotia binoei (common prickly gecko) is the source of this 1479-nucleotide messenger RNA. It is a transcript of the gene ZIC1, whose product is annotated as Zic family member 1. Gene Ontology annotation, biological process: central nervous system development; regulation of transcription by RNA polymerase II. Gene Ontology annotation, cellular component: nucleus. Lineage: Eukaryota; Metazoa; Chordata; Lepidosauria; Squamata; Gekkonidae. The transcript is spliced from 3 exons. The coding region runs from base 8 to 1369 and encodes 453 amino acids. Gene Ontology annotation, molecular function: DNA-binding transcription factor activity, RNA polymerase II-specific; RNA polymerase II cis-regulatory region sequence-specific DNA binding. The record is from RefSeq and is a predicted model, not a curated record.
GCUGAAGAUGCUGCUGGACGCCGGGCCGCAGUACCCGGCCAUCGGCGUGACGACCUUCGGCUCCUCGCGGCACCAUUCGGCGGGCGAGGUGUCUGAGCGCGAGGUGGGGCUGGGCAUCAACCCCUUCGCCGACGCGGGCAUGGGCGCCUUCAAACUGAACCCCAGCAGCCACGAGCUGGCCUCGGCCGGCCAGACCGCCUUCACCUCGCAGGCGCCGGGCUACGCGGCCGCCGCCGCCCUGGGCCACCACCACCACCACCACCACCCGGGCCACGUCGGCUCCUACUCCAGCGCCGCCGCCUUCAACUCCACGCGGGACUUCCUCUUCCGCAACCGCGGCUUCGGCGAGGCGGCGGCGGCCAGUGCCCAGCACAGCCUCUUCGCCUCGGCGGCGGCGGCCGGCGGCUUCGGGGGCCCCCACGGGCACGGCGAGGCGGCCGGCCACCUCCUCUUCCCGGGCCUCCACGAGCAGGCGGCCGGCCACGCCUCGCCCAACGUGGUCAACGGGCAGAUGCGCCUGGGCUUCUCGGGAGACAUGUACGGCCGGCCGGAACAGUACGGCCAGGUGACCAGCCCGCGCUCCGAGCACUACGCCUCGCCCCAGCUCCACGGCUACGGCCACAUGAACAUGAACAUGGCAGCCCACCACGGCGCCGGGGCCUUCUUCCGCUACAUGCGCCAGCCCAUCAAGCAGGAGCUCAUCUGCAAGUGGAUCGAGCCCGAGCAGCUGGCCAACCCCAAAAAGUCCUGCAACAAAACUUUCAGCACCAUGCACGAGCUGGUGACUCACGUCACGGUGGAGCACGUCGGCGGGCCCGAGCAGUCCAACCACAUCUGCUUCUGGGAAGAGUGUCCCCGCGAAGGGAAGCCUUUCAAAGCCAAAUACAAACUGGUCAACCACAUUCGAGUCCACACCGGCGAGAAGCCUUUUCCUUGCCCUUUCCCGGGAUGCGGGAAAGUCUUCGCGCGCUCCGAGAAUCUCAAGAUCCACAAAAGGACGCACACAGGUGAAAAGCCCUUUAAGUGCGAAUUCGAGGGCUGCGACCGGCGUUUCGCCAACAGCAGCGACCGCAAAAAGCAUAUGCACGUCCACACCUCCGACAAGCCUUAUCUCUGCAAAAUGUGCGACAAGUCCUACACCCACCCGAGCUCCCUCCGCAAACACAUGAAGGUCCACGAGUCGUCCUCCCAGGGAUCGCAGCCUUCUCCCGCGGCCAGUUCGGGUUACGAAUCUUCUACCCCUCCAACCAUCGUUUCUCCAUCGACAGAAAACCAAACCACCAGCUCCUUAUCCCCUUCGUCUUCAGCAGUCCAUCACACGUCCAGCCACAGCACGCUCACGUCAAAUUUUAACGAAUGGUACGUUUAAACAAACGAACGAACGAACGCAAAUUCAGCCUAUUUAAAAAGACUCCAAAAAUUAAUGAACACAUCGACUUUUUUUUUUUUUUGGCUUGGUUUGGGUGCUUUUGUUUUCUU